This is a messenger RNA of Pelagomonas calceolata, 828 nucleotides long. NCBI's taxonomy places the organism in Eukaryota, Pelagophyceae, Pelagomonadales, Pelagomonadaceae. The record is from the annotation of a GenBank genome assembly.
AUGUCAAUCAACAAAAAUAAAUACAGUUACAGGCUACCCCGACGACGACGACGACGAAGAGGAAGAACUCGACGACGACGACGACGAGCUGGACGACCGCCUCCGCCGCUUCUUCUUGCGAGCCUUCUCCUUCUUCUUACGUUUCCGCUUCUUCUUCUCCUUCUUCCGCCGCUUCUUCCGCUUGCGCUCGUCGCGCCUUACGUCCUCGACGAGCGCCCGGAGCGACGACGCUUCCUCGCGUGGCCGCUUCGCAAGCGCCAUCGCCAUGGGGUCCUCGCGCGCGAUGCGCGACGCCUCCAAAUCCACGUUGCCCGUCGUGGCCAGGGGACAUUCUCGAUCGCCCGUCCGGUGGCCGUAGGCUUUACAUCUCCAGCACUGCAUCGUCUUCACCUCGAGGCCCAUGGGCAGCCACAAACCCUUCGAGGGCGCAUUCUUCAGGAAGUCGCGCGUGGCCUGGUUCUCGGGGAGGUCGGGAAUCGCGUCCUCGGGCCGCUCCUCUUCUUUCGUCUCGUCGGCGUUGGUGCCCUCGAGGACGAAUUCGUUCGUCGUGUCGGGCGGCGGGCGGGACUCCAUUAUCCAACACGCGUCGCUCCGCACGGCACAGCUACGCGCGCUUGGCUCCGCACGGCACGCCUACGCGCGCUUUCCCCAGCGCUGCGAGUUGGCUGGGUGGAGUGCUGUGAGGCUAGCAGCCUCCCCUUCUGCUCACUGAUCGCACCGCUGGCUCCGGUGCGUCUGAGGCAACGCAGGUGUGCCCAAGCCGCUCUAGCACGCCGCACAAAUGCGCCACUGGGCUUACGGCCGCGCUCGAUAGCUAGCGGCAUGUAA